GCUAAGCGGGAUUCACUGGCCUCGCCCCACAGCGGGUCGGGCCUGGGGGAGGGGUCGGCAAGCCCCGGGGACAGCCAGAAGGCUCCCUGCCCCGAGGCGGGAGUGAUGAUUAUUCGCCGGGGGGGUGGGCGUGUGAGGCAGUGGUGUCCCCGGGACAGAAAACUCUUUUUCUCCCUCUCUGGAUACAUCCCCUUUCCUGCUGUGAAAAUCUGGAGAAGUAAACCAGUUCCCCCAGCUUCCCCAGACACUUGCUUUUCCAACAUUUGACGGGUUUGGGGAGCCAUAUCUGCUGGGCGGUACACUUUUGGCUGCUCAAACCCAGAAGUACCAUGAAGACUUAGGUUAUCAGAAUCAUUUAGGGUGAGGUUCCUUUCUUGGACAUUCAGUAAAUUAUAACCUGCAAAAUACAAGAUUUUUACUACGAUGGUUGCUGUAGGAGAAAAUGGCAUCAACAAAAAGUUGGAGAAUUUUGCCUAUGUAAUUGUCAUUGAAAUUUAGCACGUUUUUCUCCAAGACAGUAACUUUGUCCAGGGAUUUUCAAAGUAUUUUUUUUUUUUUUUUGUAGCCUAUUUUCUGUUGUAUGAGGUGCAACAGAAAGGAGGUCUGGUGGAGUAAUGUUGAGUUGAGAAUUUGAAAAACUCAGUCAUGGCUGCACUGAAUUUACAAGGCUUUAAUAUCUCAAACCUAAUAAUUCUUAUAGUAAUCCCAUUACGAAUAUCCCCAUUCCACAGGAACUUACAUUAGGUAACUUGCCCAGGGCCACAGAGCCAGAAGGGGAACGAGAAACAAGCUCAUCCUCACGACAAAAUUGUUUGCGCUAAUUAAGAACUGCUUUAAGAAGCUGUAUUCCUGUAUUCCUGAGACUCAAUGUUUGUUUUCUUGAGAGCUUUUGUUUGAGAUGAAAGUAAAAUUUGGAGAACGAGUUUUGGAAAUGAUUUCACAAGUUGGAUAUUUGUCAAUACUUUAUAUCAUGAAAGUUUAUCAUAUUGGGAAUAACUUGAUACUAUUUUCCUUCAAAGUGUAAAAGAUGAUAGCAGCUAGGCCAACUUUUGAACCUGCAAGAGGCGGAAGAGGAAAAGGAGAAGGUGAUUUGAGCCAACUCUCAAAGCAGCAUUCAAGUAGAGACCUGCCUUCCCCUACAAAGAUCAAAUACAGAUUAAACAAAUCUAAUGACAAGGGGAUUGCACCUUGUCCUGCUCAUGAUGAGCAUGCACUGGAGAGGUUGGCAGAUAGCCACGCACCGUCAAAGGCCAUGACGGUGAGCAUGAAGACCUCGCUGCUCCCAAAGAAACGCAAGGAAAAGACCUGUAACAUGCAGUCACCACAAGAAAUGCCUUCUCACUAGCAGGUCACUGAUCAGUUCGGGUGUCACACGUAAGGUGUAGCAGACGUUGAUGGAGGACAAGUGGCUGAGGAAAUGGUACAUUGGUUGGUGAAAAAGAGGACUGCAUCGGAUGGAAAUAAGUAUCAGAAAGUUUCCUCCCAAUAGGACAAUAUAGCAGAAUAAGAAGAGCACAAAGCAAAGUAUUUGUAUGUUCUGGUCAUAAGAAAGUUCUAAAAGGAUGAAUUCUGAGAUGUUUCUACGGUUUUCAUAAAUCUGAAUUUGCUAUACAUAAUAAACCAAAAGAGCUAUGUAUCUGAAAGAAAGCAUAAAUCUGAAUGAAAAAAUCAUAAAUUGAGUUCAGUCAAUCAUAAAUUACAAAAAUGAAAGAAAUUUGUAAGUGUAAAGAUUAUUAAAAACUGACAUGAAUAAAAUAUUCUGGUUAUCUUGA
This is a messenger RNA of Manis javanica (Malayan pangolin), 1772 nucleotides long. The record is from RefSeq and is a predicted model, not a curated record. NCBI's taxonomy places the organism in Eukaryota, Metazoa, Chordata, Mammalia, Pholidota, Manidae.